Medicago truncatula (barrel medic) is the source of this 542-nucleotide messenger RNA. Its product is annotated as stress-response A/B barrel domain-containing protein HS1. The transcript is spliced from 2 exons. Lineage: Eukaryota; Viridiplantae; Streptophyta; Magnoliopsida; Fabales; Fabaceae. Gene Ontology annotation, biological process: pollen tube adhesion. The record is from RefSeq and is a predicted model, not a curated record. Bases 81 to 395 code for a protein of 104 amino acids.
CCUAAUCCUAGAAAAAUAGUGGUAGUACUGGUAACUAACUAAGUAGCAGGUGAGAAGUGGAAAGCAAACAAAAAAGAGAAAUGGCUGUGAAGCACAUAGUGAUCGCAAAGUUCAAGGAUGAAAUCUCUCAAGAGAAGAUUGAUGAACUCAUCAAGGGUUAUGCAAAUCUCGUCAAUCUCAUCCCACCCAUGAAGUCAUUCCACUGGGGGACAGAUGUAAGUGCUGAGAACCUGCAUCAAGGUUUUACUCAUGUAUUUGAAUCAAACUUUGAGAGUGUGGAAGCCAUUGCAGAGUAUGUAGCUCAUCCUGCACAUGUUGAGUAUGCAAAUUUGUUCCUUUCCAACUUGGAGAAAGUGAUUGCAAUUGAUUAUAAGCCCACCAUCGUUAAUCUUUGAUUUAUUUAGUUGACUUAUGGAAGUCGUUCACUGCUACUUUUUCUGUUAAAAAUAAGCCAUUGUUGAACUGAUUUCCUUUAUAAAUAAAUGGCUUUUGUUUGCACUACAAUGAUCCAUGUCACAUGUUUGAGUGUUUUUCUCUGUUUA